AUGAACAAUCACAAUACAGUAUUUGAUCCUUCGUUAUUCACGAAACCUCCCCCAAACUACAUAAAAAACGAAUCCGGUAAUUGGAACAAUUUUAAAAUACCCCCGCUCCCUAGAAAUGGAACUAAAAAGACCAACAAUACCGUUGAUAAAAAGGAGCACUUUCCAGUCGCUCCUCAAAGGGCGCCCAGGAAAGUUUCUAAUCAUUCAACAGGCUCGGGCCAAUCAAAGAAAUAUACUCAAUAUCCUUCUCUACAUCCAAUACCGUACCCGUCUUUUAGGAACAACACGAAUAAAUCUUCACAAGCGAGUUCAAGGAGUUACGUUAAUUCCAACCAGCAAAAUUCAAAAAAUUACCAAAAACCCUCCACCUCAAAUUCAUCCAUGAGUAACCCGCCGCCUAAUUACAAAUCACAAAUGGCUGAAAACGCAUCACAAAAUAUUGGUGUAAAUUCGGUUCCCUUUAAACCGAACGUGCCACCACCAAAUAUGCACAACUCGCCAUACUCUCGAAAUUUGAAAGCGAACCCUCUAGCCCUGCAGGCCCAAGCUCAGGCGUUAUCUGCCGGUCAAUACGAUGAAGCUAGCACUAGUUAUUUCAUGCCUGUAUGGUACGGGUACCCAGUUGCCGAGAGCAAGUAUCCUUAUACCGCAGCUCCGCUGCCUCCCUCCCAGCCUAAUUACCCGCCGCCCCAGCAACCGCCCCUGCCGCUCGACGCCCCGCCGCAAAUUCCCCCGCCUCCUCCGACUUCGGUCCAAAACGGUUACACCAUGGAUUCUUCAAUGGCGAAUAUGCCGAUGCAGAAUCACAUGAACCAUCCCGUCGAACCCUCCCAGCGACCCAUGCAAAAUCAACAAACCCCAAUGGCAAACUACCAGGCUGGUAUGUCACCAUAUCUCGUUUACAAUAAUAAUACACCGUUUAUACAGAAUCAUUAUGGCGUAACAAGGAAAUAUGAGGGUAAUUGCGAUCAAAAGAAGAACCUGAAGAAGAAGAAAAAACCGCUGUCGCAAGUGGUGCCGCAGAGGAGAGAAUGGUCGAUAGAGGACGCGAAGAAGGCGCUCGACGCCGAAAAGGAGUGCAACAAGAGAACGAGACGGCAAGGUUUGAUUAUCAAAUUUCCCGAUCAGGAGGUCAAUCGAGAUAUCGUGACGAGUUUUCACACGGGCAUAGAAUCCGUACAUUUCCAACAACCUUCCACUCCGAGAUACUGCUUCGUCACCCUUACGGAAUCGGCGGAUCCGGAGACGGUCAUAAAGCAGCUGAACCAAAUCAAAUUCGGCUUGGGCUAUUUGCACGCCGAAAUCAAGAAAGACAGGGAGGACGAGCAAGGCAUCAGACCCACCGACAUCGAUCCGCUGACGCUGUACGUGGGAAACCUGGCGCAGGAAAUAACUAAAGAAGACAUGACGAAAACCUAUCCCAAGCAGAAACGGAUAGACAUAGGCUACGCGAAAAAGAUGAAGUACACCCGUUACGCGUUCGUGUCCUUCUACAACGUAACGGACGCCAUCGAAGCGUUUAAAACUACUCAUUCGUCUCAGAUGUACUCCAAGAGUCUGAUAGUGAGGUUCAGGAGACUUCACGGGACCGUCGGGAUGCCCGGCGAGGUGAGAGUGCAAACGUCUCGCCAAAGCCGUUUGUCUGAAACCGACUCUUUGACUGAAACCGAAUCUUUACCGAGUCCUUGGGACAUCGACGUAUCGAGCUGGGACAAUAAUUUACCAGCGCCUGAUGCAGUCGAUGAUGACGACGACGACGACGACCAGGACGAAGGAUGCGUAACGAAAGAGAGUAUACCUUGUAUCGAAGAAGACCGGAAACCGGUUGUUUCCCAACCGUCAUUUUCGGGAUAUGUACGAAUCAAAAAGGAAAUCCAAACUUCGUCCACAACUAGCCCCACAAUAAAUUGCGACGAAUUCGAAGAUAUGAGCGACAACGAAUCUUCGUCGGGUUACGGAGAAAACGACGAUCAAACGUCGGACCCCCAAACGCCCGAGCCCACCGAACAACCAACCGUCGAAGCGCCCGAAUGCGCGAAUCCGGUUAUCAAAUCGGAAUUUAAAAUGGACUCAUCUGAAAAGGGCAAAUCGCGGUACAGAGUCGUAGCUACAAAAAUGAGUUUAAAGAGGACUGCGACAGUGACUCCUGGUAGAUGUCCGGCCGUUAUUAAGCAAGAAAUAAACGAUAGCCAAAACGCGCCACUAGAUAAUUUUAACACAAACGAAAGCGCCGUACCUGAAGACAAUUCAAAUUCAAACAGUACAGCUACAGAUCAUCUAACCGAUGAUUUGUCGACUACUGAUUUAAUAACGACCGAUUUAACGGCUAAUUCGUGUGUUAGUCCUAACGCUGAUGAUAAUACUCCUGCUACCCCGAAUGCAGAUACCUGUGGAGAAGAUGAAUGGAAUGCUUCGACAAGCGUAAAUGUAAAGACUGAAUUAGAGUUACCUCCUGAAACCGUGAAUAAACCACCUGUUAACGAAGACGAAGAUGACCUAGGGGGAGAUGACGACGAUGGCGAUGAGGGUGAUGCCGCUAUAACUUCGUUAAAUAGUCUUCUAUUGAACGCAAAGAGAGGAGGAAACAUUUAA
This is a messenger RNA of Phyllotreta striolata, 2592 nucleotides long. NCBI's taxonomy places the organism in Eukaryota, Metazoa, Arthropoda, Insecta, Coleoptera, Chrysomelidae. The record is from the annotation of a GenBank genome assembly.